ACACGAGCUUUGUGUUCGCCUGGAGGUGGAGCAGACUCUUCCUGGAGGGGGCGGUUCUCACCUUGUGAUGUCAUCAUGUGAGGACCCGCUCAUUUUUGUGGGUAUGUGAGGGGCUUCUGUUGAGAGUGUAGGUUUUUAGGGUUCUUUAUAGUGAGAAAUGAACAUUUAAAAGCUCAAAAAGUUGUUUUUUCAUGAUAUGACCCCAUAGAACUAAACUCCAAUAAACUUUUAAGCUGUUUUUAGACAAAUUUAAAUAAAACUUGUGUUGGUUUAUUGGACAUUGUUUCUGCAGAGCGGCACUACUUCAUUAGAAAUUUCCCAUCAUCCAUUUGUUUACACUCCCACUAGCUUACAGCCCCUCCCAACCCCAACUUAACAUAACUGGUGCAACAAAAAUAAACUCCAAAAACACAGUUUUCAUUGGAUCUUUAAGUAUUUCUUGUGUCUCUGGACGUAUAUUCAUGAGUCUUUAGAACCCACCUCCAGGAAUAGAAAAAAAAAAGAUUGUCUUUCCACAGCUCUAUCUUUAUUUUUAGAGGCUGGAUGCUGAUGAGAGAGGAGAGAGCAAGAGGGUGAGAAAAAAAGAAAAAAAAAACAAGAGAAUUGGGCAAAGGAGGGAUAAGUGAGGGGAGAGGGAUGGCGAGGUGUUUCCUCCUCCUUUGAGGAGACUGAUGGGGAGAAUUGCAGCAUGAUGAGAGUCCCUCCUCUGUGUGAGCCGGAGAGGGAAAGGGGACGAAACCACACCAACCUCUUAUUCGAUCGGCGAGCGCGGAGGGGAGGGGGGAGGCGGCUCCGCUGCUGUAUAAAAAGCCAAGUCUGAGAACACGGCGCCUCAAACUCACCACACACAAACCCAGUGGCUGCUCUGUAUCUCUUACACUCACCCACUCUCAUUCUCUCCCUCUCCCUCCUCCUGACUGGCUCCCUCCGUCUCUCACUCCAUUCCUCUGGGCUCCUGCAUACUUUUUGCUUCUUCUUGCAUGUCAUACUGUGUUUGUAACUCCCGUGCACGCCUGGGCUUCCUUAAGUCUUCUUGAACGUGUGAGUGACUGCCUGCCUUCUCGAGUGUGACUGAGUGGAGCAGCGAGCUGCAUCAAGUGUAUGUGGGUCUCUGUCUCACACACUUGCGGCUCUUUUUGUAACUUUUCUCGGGAUCGCCGGGUCCCUUUCCAAGCUGAAAGGCUCCCCACACCAAGCAGUCACCAUUUCUGCCCCCGGGAGACCCACGCUGGCAGCGCAGCCCCUUCCCCGACUCAGCAUCGGGAGGAAGACUCUGGUGGCGGCUGCUGUCGGGGUUAUGCUGGUCCUGGUGCUGGUGGUGCUCAUUCCUGUGCUCGUCAGCUCCGUGGGAACCGAUGCCAGCCACUAUGAGAUGUUGGGCACCUGUCGAAUGGUGUGCGACCCUUACUUGAACAAGGGCACGCCGGCCAGCAGCACGAGCUCCACCGGGCUCCAGGCGGAGGCGGAGGCGCUGAGCGACCACAGCAACGUUCUUCCACCGUCCACCUUGCUCCAGGGUCCGCAGGGAAAGCCGGGCAGGCCGGGGAAGCCCGGACCCCCGGGACCGCCAGGAGAGCCCGGGCCACCGGGACCAGCCGGGCCUCCUGGUGACAGAGGAGAUCAAGGAAGGACUGGGAUUUUGGGUCUAGGGGGCAACGGAGCUAUCAGCACCGCCACUUACAGCACAAUACCUCGGGUGGCCUUCUACGCAGGGCUUAAGAACCCCCACGAAGGCUACGAGAUCCUCAAGUUUGAUGACGUGGUCACCAACCUUGGCAACAAUUACGAUGGCAUUUCGGGCAAGUUCAUCUGCAGCAUACCGGGUACUUACUUCUUCAUCUACCACGUGCUGAUGAGAGGAGGGGACGGCACAAGUAUGUGGGCAGAUCUCUGCAAGAACGGUCAGGUUCGUGCUAGCGCCAUCGCCCAAGACGCUGACCAGAAUUAUGACUACGCUUCCAACAGUGUUAUCCUCCAUCUGGAUGCAGGAGAUGAGGUUUACAUCAAACUUGACGGAGGCAAAGCCCAUGGUGGCAACAACAACAAGUACAGCACAUUUUCUGGCUUCAUCCUCUACGCAGACUGAAAAAAAGACAGACGCCAGGAUUGAUGGACAGGAAAUGACUCAAAGACGAAGUUGUAUAACGGGGGAAAGGUGUGCGUGCGCGCGUGCGUGUUUGUGUGCGUGAUAAAAGACGGAAUGCUUUCUAGUUUUCCUAAUUCUCUCCAUCAUCACAGACGCUUCAUAUCCAUCCGUCAUAACGUUCAGCCAAGCCGGAGCGUAAAGCUCCUGAGGACGCGGCGAGAUGGGCUGGCGGGUGACGUGGGUGGAGUGGGAUGUAAGAUGGGCUGGAUUCUCCGUGCACUCCACGCCACAGCCCUGACAUCUCGAAAGGCUCUCCAUUUUCAGUGUCUCUCUCCUCUGUAGCCCUGCGACAUUGCACAGCAGCGUCAACACAUGAAAACCUGCAAAAAGUGGAUUAUCUCACUCAUGUCCUGCACACAGCGGACGCCAUCAACUGACAAUUGUAGUGUUGUUGCGUGCAAUUUUAGAUUGUGUUUUUAUUUUGUAGACAUAAAUGCUAUUCUACACAAAAGAAGUUUAAAAAAACAAUAUAUUUGUCCCUUGUGAAGAUAUACUGUUUGAAUGAAUGUUAUUUGUGAUGCAACUCAUAAAUCUAACAGCUGGAGAAGAAAUAUUUAAAUUUAUGGUAGUGAGUGCUUUUUCUUCGUCUCUGGAUAUCUGGAUCGUAUUAUCCACGCGAGGAAUAAAAGAGAAAAAAAACAUCUUA
Molecule: messenger RNA, 2792 nt
Organism: Oryzias melastigma (Indian medaka)
Lineage: Eukaryota; Metazoa; Chordata; Actinopteri; Beloniformes; Adrianichthyidae
Gene: c1ql1l2
Product: C1q-related factor
Exons: 2
Coding region: 1298-2086 (262 amino acids)
Molecular function (GO): protein binding
Source: RefSeq, a predicted model, not a curated record